This is a messenger RNA of Durio zibethinus, 913 nucleotides long. The record is from RefSeq and is a predicted model, not a curated record. Lineage: Eukaryota; Viridiplantae; Streptophyta; Magnoliopsida; Malvales; Malvaceae.
CAUUUACAGUUUCUUUUCGUAUCAUAACACAUUUCCAGAGAAUCACUUUGACACCCUCCUAUACUUUUGAUAAUUUGAUGGUUUCAAAUCUGUUUCAUAAGAGAGAGGUUUAUCAAACAUUAACAUGGUUUUUUUUUUUUCUCCUGCAGAUAAUAGAAAUGAGAGUAAGUAUGGAUUGCGAGGGCUGCGUGACCAAAAUAAGGAAGGCUCUCAGAAAACUCAAGGGCAUGUUCAACUUUCAUGGCGUUUCAUAUUUUCUUUCUACUUAAACGUUUCUUUGUUUGUCAUCUUCAUGCAUAAUAUUACACUGGUUAUAUGGCUUUGUAAGCUUCUUGAAGCUUUAGAAGAUUAGUGUUGAUGGCUUAAUUUUGUGUGUGUAAUUUCUUUCAGGAGUAGACAAUGUGUACAUAGACAGGGACAAGCAAAAGGUGACAGUAAUGGGUUGGGCAGCGUCAGACCAUAAAAAGAUCCUGAAAAAAGUUAGGAAAACUGGGAAAAGAGCAGAGCUGUGGCAAUAUCCAUUCAACUCUGAGAACCAAUUUUACUACAAUUACUAUCAAAGGCAACCCAUGAUUAACUACUAUGCAACUGGGCGUUCAUCAUCCUACAACUACUAUGAGCAUGGCUAUGAUGGUCAUGAUCAUGGUUACUAUCAGCCACCGCCGUACUCAACUCUGGUUUAUCAGCAAGCCAGCUCUAUCUUCAGUGAUGAAAAUCCCCUUGCUUGCUCCAUUAUGUGAGCUAUAUAUGCGUACGUGCAAAUAAAGAUAUCUUUAAGCAUAUGUGCUUACUUUUUCUUCACUUCUGUCUUCUAAUAAUUGUAUCAAUUUUGUGUCCGUCGAAGAAUUUCCUUGUGCCUUCCGCUUGUAUUUGUUUAAGUUCGCUUGGCGUUUUGUACGUGUUCGGAAAAGGA